AUGGACAACUACAGAACGGAAAUAAACAUACCGAUAUCAAGAGAUAAGCGAACAUUCGAACAGCGCCGAAAGGAUAUGCUUAGUAAUCUUGAACGUAGUUACAGUAAGCAUUCAAGAACCGACAUCCACAAGAAUUCAAGUUCCGAGUCAUCAGUACCCCUAACUGAAUCAACUAUAAGUGGAUCAAAUCGUCAUAUUAGUGAUUGGGAUGAUGAAGUCAAUCGCUGGAUUAGUGAAACACGUAGCAAGUGGAGCGAAGACAUGAAGCGAAUGAGACAGUCCAUGUUCGCUUUAGAGCCUGUUGAUGAUUUUGAUCUUGACCACUGGGGUAAUUUUGAACCGAUUCAUUCACUUGAUGAUCCAUCAACUAUGAUGGAACAAAUGGAACGUCGAAUGGAAUCAUUACGACAAAAAAUGGGAACUAUGUCCAGUUUUGGUCCAUCACAUUUUUCUGGUCCUAAUAGUUCAACUAUGCAAACAUCAAGUUCACGUAUAACAUCAUCUACAUCUCAUAGUAGCGGUAGUGAUCCAAAAAAUAUGGUGACAAAAAGUAAUGUUGUAGAGUCUACACAACAUACACGUACAGUAAAUGGUGAGACAACAACAACUUCAAGCCAUUCUAGUUCAUCAUCUAAUACAUCAGGAUUACCAGGCAGUAAAAUUAAUGUGACUAAUACUCCAGGAAGUUUAAUUUCACAAACGAGUGUCCCAUGUGGCAUGAUGGAUUUUCUCAAAGAUGCCUAUGAAUUAGGUGAUGAUGGAAAGGUACAUUUUAAAGUACGAUUUGAUGCAAAAGAUUUUUUACCAGAAGAUAUUGAAGUGACUACAGUUGAUAAUCAUCUACGAGUUCAUGCUAAAAAAUCAAUUAAAUCAGGCAAUUCAACAACUGUACGUGAAUUUCAUCGUUCUGUUGAUUUACCACGAUCAAUUGAUCAUGAAAAUUUUCAAUGUCAUAUGACAGAGGAUGGUGUAUUGAUACUAGAUGCACCUGUUAAAGCUCCUGACUAUCGAACAAUUACAUUUCAAGAUGAUCGUCAACUUGGCAUCCGACCACGUGCUGAAUCUGAGAUAAAAGCCACUCCUAAUAGUAAUAAAACACCAGUCUGUUUAACUGUAACCGGUUGUUCUGAACCAACAAUAAUGAAAGAUGGCAUCAAUGGAAGAAAACUACAUCUUGAAGUCACUGUAGAUCCAAUUUAUAAAGCUGAUGAAUUAUGCGUUCGUAUGGAUUCUAAUCGUAUAGUUAUAACUGGUUGUCAAAAGAAAACUGAAGCAAAAUCAACUUCCACUGCCGAAUUCACUCAGUCAUUUGAAGUUCCUGAAACAGUAGAUCCAUUUUCAGUUACUGCUCAAUUGAUUGGAACAACACUUGUCGUUGAAGCGCCAUUAUUAUGCACAGUUUAG
Molecule: messenger RNA, 1404 nt
Organism: Schistosoma curassoni
Lineage: Eukaryota; Metazoa; Platyhelminthes; Trematoda; Strigeidida; Schistosomatidae
Source: the annotation of a GenBank genome assembly